Molecule: messenger RNA, 961 nt
Organism: Aureococcus anophagefferens
Lineage: Eukaryota; Pelagophyceae; Pelagomonadales; Pelagomonadaceae
Exons: 2
Coding region: 174-935 (253 amino acids)
Molecular function (GO): ATP transmembrane transporter activity
Source: RefSeq, a predicted model, not a curated record
AGCGGUAGCGACGCGCUCUUUCGCUCUGCGUGAAGCGCAAACGCGCCCAGUUCGCUGUCGGAGACGUCGACGGCGGCUCGGUGCCUGAAGCCUUCAUCUCCAGCGCGUGAAGUGCUGCGUCGCCCGCCGUGCCGUCGCGUAGCGAUACAUGCGGUGACGCGCCGCCGCCACCGAUGUCGGAGGCGCCGCUCUGGCAGGCCGUCGUCUGCGGCUGCGCCGGCGGGGGAGGCGCGACGCUCGUGGGGCAUCCCCUCGAGACGAUGAAAGCCCGAGUCCAGAUGGGCCUCCCGAGCUGGCCGGGGCUCCGCGGGCUCUACGUGGGCCUCGCGGCGCCCAUCCUGGGCAACGUGCCCUUCUGGGCCUGCUACUUCGCGAGCUACCGGGCCGCGCAGCGGCACGUCGCUCCGUACUUCGGCGACGACACCGCGGCCGCGCAGCUCGCCGUCGGCGCCGUCGCCGGCGCCGCGUCGGCCGUGGCGCUGACGCCCAUCGACGCCGUCAAGGUCACGGCCCAGGUCGACCAGGUGUCGACGGCCGCCGCGUUCCGGCGGCUCCGGGAGCGGCGCGAGCUCUUCCGGGCGCUUUUGCCGACGGUCGUCCGCAUGAUCCCCUCGACGGCCGUCUUCUUCUACGCGCACGACGCGGCGUCGCGGCGCGGCUGGUCGCCGUUCCUCGCGGGCGGCCUCGCGGGCGUCGCCGAGUGGACCUUCAUUCUGCCCGUGGACACGGUGAAGACGCGCUUCACCAUGCUGCGCCACGCGUCGCUCGCGGCCGUCGUGCGGGGCGUCUGGCGCGAGGGCGGCGUCCCCGCGUUCUACCGCGGCCUCGGGCCGACGCUCGCGCGGUCCUUCCCGGCCAACGGCGCGGCCUUCGUCUGCAUCGACGGCAUCGACCGCUACUGCUUCCGCGACGCGCGCGAGGUCAGGCUGCGAUGACGCGAGUAAAAAGGGAAAUCGACCGC